Messenger RNA from Hypoxylon fragiforme, 291 nucleotides. RefSeq lists its product as uncharacterized. NCBI's taxonomy places the organism in Eukaryota, Fungi, Ascomycota, Sordariomycetes, Xylariales, Hypoxylaceae. The coding region runs from base 1 to 291 and encodes 96 amino acids. The transcript has 3 exons. The record is from RefSeq and is a predicted model, not a curated record.
AUGGCCAGCACACACACGGCCAUGAUACUUGCCGCUUUCUCAGCAGAUGACGCACAGCAUACAGGAGUUGACAAAGAACUCCAAGCCUUUACGAUGCUGUUGCUCAUGCUUGAAAGUGAGGACGCCUACAUGGAAACGGUCACAAUCGACCAAGGCUACGGCAAAAUCAGCACCAAGAAGCGACGACACAUCGCACGCCUUAGAUCCAUGUGGGCCGCGUGCUACCACGACGAAAUUGGGUUCUACGAUACAGCGAAGCCUGAAAAAUUGUUUAACGGUGGCGACAACUAG